Haemonchus placei is the source of this 1020-nucleotide messenger RNA. Lineage: Eukaryota; Metazoa; Nematoda; Chromadorea; Rhabditida; Trichostrongylidae. The record is from the annotation of a GenBank genome assembly.
AUGCUUUCAACUCGUGCUGUCACUGCAUCGGUACGAUGUCUUACAACAGCGCCACAUUCUUCAACUGGCUUAUGUGGCCCGGCAGUACGAUUGCUCAUGUUACAAUAUGGAGUUAAUGAAAAAGAUGUGAAAGGGACAGGACCAAAAAGUAAUAUUCUGAAAAGUGAUGUUCUCGAAUUUGUCAAGAAAAGUGGUUUGAAACCCGUGGUUGUUACUGUUGCUCCUCCUCCUGAACCAGCUGCACGUGCUCCACCAUCCAAACCGGCUGAAGCCCAGAAACCCUCGACAAAGCCGAUCGGAUCUGUUCGCCAUGUUGAGAAGUUCGUUGACCUUCCACUUUCCAAUGAACGCGCCACUGUUGCACAGAAACUAGUCCAGUCAAAGCAAUCGAUUCCUCACGGAUAUCAGUCGGCCACGGUCCAAGCAGACGCUAUAAUGGCUAUUCAGGCAGAAUUGAAGGAGAAGGGUGUUGAUGUGUCAUUCAACGAUUUUGUCAUCAAAGCAGCAGCACUCGCCCUCCGGGCCGUGCCCGAGGUAAAUGUGCAGUAUACUCCUGAACAGGUAUCUUUCCUCCCAAUGGUCGACAUUUCUGUUGCAUUUGGGCUCAAAAACUUCGUAGUGAAGUCAGCCGACAUACUUGGUGUUCAAGAUAUAUCCGUCAGAGUGAAGGAUAUGGCUACCCGUGCAAGCGAAAAUAAGCUACAGCCCAACGAGUCCCAAGGAGGAUCGUUCACAAUUUCAUAUUUGGGCAUGUUCGACAGCGUGGAGCAGUUCACAGCUAUCAUCACUCCACCACAAGCAGCAAUUCUCACCGUUGGAGGAACUAGAAUGGAGUUGGAUGAGGAAUUCAAACCGCGACAUAGGUUCACAGCUACGCUGUGCUUCGAUGCUAGAGCAAUAACGGAAACUUCCGCACGACUCUUUUUGGAUCAUUUUGCCGCUUCACUGUCGGAUCCGGACUUCAUGGUUGCUGAACCGAUCAGUCCUGAACUGAACUUUGAUUUUGCUCGUCUUCUUUAG